UAGUGAAUCCAUUUUGCGAAGAAGCAAGGAGGCGAAAGGGAGCUGUGGGAGCGGACAUAGGCCGGAUGGUUAAAUCCAACCUACAGACGAUCCUGAAUAGCCACUGUUUUGUAAGAGAAAAGGAAAGAAACAUACCCAAAAUGCCAGUUAUCGACAUGACCAGUAACAUGCCCGAAAGUAAAAGGGAAUGUCGGUGUUCCCGUUCCAGUAGUAACCUGUGUCCAGGGCCUCUGUGGUGCUCCGAUGCCCCUCUCCCACCCCUGAAGAUCCCAGGUGGGCGAGGGAAUGACCAGAGGGAUCGCAAUCUUUCAGCUAAACUCUUCUACUCGGACGCUCGCUUGCUGGUUCUGGAGGAGCCGCAGGCCUCCGCGGGGCGGGUACGCUUCCUGCACUUUGAGCCCCGCAGGGCCGAGGGCAAGCCCUGCUCCUGGAGGGGGGCGCUGAAGGGGGGGAACCUGUACAUCGAAAUUCCCCCCGGAGCCCUGCCCGAAGGCAGCAAGGACGGAUUCGCUCUCCUGCUGGAGUUUGCAGAGGAGCAGCUGCAGGUGGACCACGUCUUCAUCUGCUUCCACAAGAACCGUGACGACCGAGCGUCACUGCUGCGGACUUUCAGCUUCCUGGGCUUUGAGAUUGUGAGACCAGGCCAUCCCCUCGCCCCCCCUCGCCCUGACGCGUUCUUCAUGGCCUACACCAUCGAGAGGGACUCUUCUGACGACGAAUAAGCGCUGACGGACAGCUGAUGAAGACACGCCCCCGCAGCCCUCCUCUCUUUUCAGUUCCUGUAUAAAUCUCGGCGUUGUGGUGAAUGUGCGCGUGUUCUUUCUUUCUCUCCCUCUCUCUCUUUCUCCCGCUCUCGUGUACGAACGUUUUUAAGAAACCGUCGCAUUCCUACGCCGCCAUCUGCACUUGGUGUAAACUGAGAACAGCAAGGAACACAAGAGCCUCAGUGCUGGGUGAUGAGAAAUAUGAAAAGAAUAAAUGGAGAUUACAUUUUUUUGUUUCCUUUAGAUUCACCAGUGUCCUCAAUACAACACCUACUGAUCAUCCCUAGGAUGUAAUAUUUAUGGGCAAAGUGUCCCAUACAGAAUUAAGUGUAAUUAGUUUUUCCAUUUUCAUGGCUUUGUUUUUUUUUUUGUUUUUUUUUCCCUCUUCAUUGUUUGUAUUGAUUUUAUAUGUGCAUGAUUCUGGAUUUUUAGACCUGUUUCGUUUCACUGGACUGAAAUCUGCAUGUUGUAACAGUGCGCAAAAUAAAACUGCUCACCUUAA
Conger conger (European conger) is the source of this 1266-nucleotide messenger RNA. It is a transcript of the gene oaz1a, whose product is annotated as ornithine decarboxylase antizyme 1a. The record is from RefSeq and is a predicted model, not a curated record. Lineage: Eukaryota; Metazoa; Chordata; Actinopteri; Anguilliformes; Congridae. Gene Ontology annotation, biological process: positive regulation of protein catabolic process. Gene Ontology annotation, molecular function: ornithine decarboxylase inhibitor activity. Gene Ontology annotation, cellular component: cytoplasm; nucleus.